AUGUCGGCAUUCAAUACACAAAAGACCAUGUUGAUCUUUGGCGCCACCGGCAAGCAAGGCGGUGCUGUCAUUGACAACAUCCUCUCAAACUCGCCUUCUUCUUCCUUUCAUAUCAUUGCAGUCACACGCGACCCGACCAGCCGCAAAGCUCAGGCUCUUGCUGCCAAUCCCAAGAUAUCUGUUGUUGAAGGUGAUUUGGAAAAUGUUGGUGCAAUUUUCGACAAAGCUGGCCCAGUAUGGGGCGUCUACAGCGUCCAGAUCAAUUCGGACGCAGAAGAACAGCAAGGCAAAGCUGUCAUCAAUGCCGCCGUACAGCAUGGUGUCCAGCACUUUGUCUACUCUUCAGGAGACCGUGGUGGACCUGAGCGAUCCCCCAAUAAUCCAACCUACGUCAAGAACUUUGCCGCGAAACACGCUAUUGAGAGACAUCUUGAACAGCAGGCGCGCGAAAGCGUGCAGCAGAUGACAUACACUAUUCUUCGGCCGGUAACCUUCUUCGAAAACAUCACGACUGAUAUCCACGGAAAGGGCUUCGCACGUAUGUGGGAGCAGAUGGGAAGUAAGAAGCUACAGAUGGUGUCGACUAAAGACAUUGGCUGGUUUGCGGGUCAGAGUCUGCUCUGGCCGGAGAUGUACAAGAAUGCAGCGUUGACGCUUGUGGGCGAUGAGCUCACACAACGUGAGGCGGAUGCUAUCUAUUGUGAAGUCUCCGGCCAGAAGAUGGCUCUGGCGCCUUGUCCGGUUGCGAGUGCGGUCAAGUUUGUGUUGAAGGGGUCUGUUGGUGAUAUGUUCAAGUGGUUCGCUGAUGAAGGUUAUGGCGGUGAUGUACAUGAGUGCCGUGGUUAUAACCCUAACAUGCAAGAUUUCAGAGCGUGGUUAGAGGAGAACAAGAGAAACUUCAUUUAG
Messenger RNA from Fusarium oxysporum Fo47, 906 nucleotides. RefSeq lists its product as uncharacterized. Bases 1 to 906 code for a protein of 301 amino acids. The record is from RefSeq and is a predicted model, not a curated record. NCBI's taxonomy places the organism in Eukaryota, Fungi, Ascomycota, Sordariomycetes, Hypocreales, Nectriaceae. The transcript has a single exon.